AUGGCUGUUGUCUUCUACCUCCAGCCGGGUCAUUUUGACCCUGUUGCAACCCGAAUAAAACCCAACGAGACAAAAAUAAGCAAGGCAGAGGUUUUUAAGGCUCUGAUACCAAUUGAUUCAGAUUUAGGUGCUUCUAAACCUGACUCAACCUCAAUUAGAUGGCGUAUUUUCAACUGUAGGAGAUUGAAAGGCUUAGGGACCCAACCGGUGGAAACAUCUGAAUAUAUAUAUGCUCUAUCCAUCAUAGAGCAGUUUUCAACCGAACAAAAUGUUGGACAGUUUGUCACUUGCCUCAUUGAAGCGAAAGACGAGUUACAGCACAAAUCUGAGGUCGUCAAGAGGAAGUUCACAAUAACCAAGGCCUUAUUAUGCAAGGCGGAUAGGUCUUCAUUUGACCGUCUAUGUCAACAGAUAUACAAGCUAGAAUUAGAACAAAAAAGACUAGAAGAGGAUGCUUUUGUAUAUAACUGGUUUCAACAACAGAUUAAGCGCUCGCCUGCAUACAAGAUGAUGCUUGAACUUGGUGCUUGCAUGGAUAUGAAAGCAAACUCUGGUGAGCUUGUGGAGAGUACAGAUGCCGACCUCUCGGAUAUAUCCUUUGAAGAGUUGCUAGCACAGGAAAAGGAGGACGUAUUUUGGCAGAGAAAUGGGAGACUUAAACCAUGUUCCGGCUGA
This is a messenger RNA of Olea europaea var. sylvestris, 675 nucleotides long. RefSeq lists its product as uncharacterized. The coding region runs from base 1 to 675 and encodes 224 amino acids. The transcript is spliced from 9 exons. NCBI's taxonomy places the organism in Eukaryota, Viridiplantae, Streptophyta, Magnoliopsida, Lamiales, Oleaceae. The record is from RefSeq and is a predicted model, not a curated record.